Necator americanus (New World hookworm) is the source of this 963-nucleotide messenger RNA. RefSeq lists its product as uncharacterized. The coding region runs from base 1 to 963 and encodes 320 amino acids. Lineage: Eukaryota; Metazoa; Nematoda; Chromadorea; Rhabditida; Ancylostomatidae. Gene Ontology annotation, biological process: tRNA processing. Gene Ontology annotation, molecular function: flavin adenine dinucleotide binding; tRNA dihydrouridine synthase activity. The transcript is spliced from 9 exons. The record is from RefSeq and is a predicted model, not a curated record.
AUGAAAAAUUCAAAUGGUUUAACAAAUGAUUCUCGGAAACCCAAGUUUUACUUAGCGCCGAUGGUGCGGUACUCCAAGUUGGCCUUCCGACAACUCGUUCGACUUUAUGACGUUGACUGUUGUUAUACACCCAUGAUAUAUGCUAAAAAUUUCUUGGAAUCUGAAGAAUGUAGAUCUAGCGAAUUUUCAACUAUCCCAGAUGACCGACCUCUUAUUGUUCAGUUUGCGUCGGAUGACCCUUUCAUUUUCGGAUCUGCAGCGGAGUUAGUUUACAGAUACGCAACAGGUGUUGAUCUUAACUGUGGAUGCCCCAAAAGUGAUGUUCGAGCAAAAGGAUUCGGAAGUUUCCUUCUAAAUCAACCAGAUCUUCUGGGAGAUAUUGUUAGACAAUGCAGAGCUCGUAUUUCUGAUCCUGAUUUCACAAUUUCGUUGAAGAUACGUGUGCAGUACCCACUACAGAGAACUGUGGAUUUGUGCAGAAAGGCUGAGAAGGCAGGAGUGUCUCAUUUAACUGUGCACGGUCGGACACCUCAUAUGCGUAGCGAGCCGGUCGACUACGAUGCGAUCCGGUUAGUUAAGGAAUCUGUUGCCGUACCAGUGAUCGCAAAUGGAGGCAUUACUCAAAGAAUGCAAGCUCUUGACAUUGCUGAGAAAACAGGUGUUGACGGCGUGAUGGCUGCGAAUGGACUCCUUCACAACCCUGCCUUAUUUGCUGGUUAUGAAUAUACUCCAGCUAUCUGCGUUCGUGACUUUCUGCGUCUUUCCGCUAAUCAUGGUCUGCCAUUGCAAUUAUUCCAACAACAUGUGAUCUACAUGCUUAGAAAUCUCAUCACUCCAUCCCAGCGGCGAGUGUUACACCAGCUGUCAAGCCGCCCCGCUAUUGAAGAAUUCCUUGACAAUGUUUUGUCAAUAAAUGAUAUUCAUUACUUAACGUUUGUUGUUUUGCUGUUUCCCUAUAGGUAA